GGGCAGUUACUCCGGAACCGUUGCCUUGACGACACGCAUAUCCACGCAUGCGCGUAUGCGCGAGAAGUGGGUGCACAUUGGGAGUCCUCAUCAUCGUUGUCGUCGUCGUUGCUUGAGAAAAGGGAGAGCGAGAAAAAAGAAAGAAAGAAAGAAAAAAAAAAGAAAGAAAGAAAGACAAAUAGACAGAUAGAUAGAUAGAUAGACAGACAGACAGAAAGACAGAGCACGCGAAUCAACACCACAGCGUCACUUUAACGUUUUUCUUAUCCUCCAAUAAGAAUUCCCAUUACAAGCAUCAGUAGCAGUUUCACUUUCUUUCUCUUUCUUUCUUUUUCUGUUUCUCUUGAAUCAUUCUUCUUUUCUCUUUUUUUUUCAUUCUCUCUUUAUCUCUUUCUCUCUCUUUCUUAUUAUUCUUCUCUCUCUCUCUCUCUCUCUCUCUCUCUCUCUCUGUUUCUUUCUCUCUCUCUUCUCAGCUAUGUUCCCGUGGCUAAGAUAGCGCACGUUGACAUCACUGAGGAACAUCAAAAAAGAUACUCUUCUUAUUUUGCUUUAUAUCCGGCCUAAUAGAGUUGAUUUUCUUUUCGGAUUAUGUACUCGAUCAACAAGUAAUCUAAUUUUUUUUUACACUUGUCCAUAUGGGACAGUUGUCCCUGGAAAUAAACAUUGUUCUAUUUCUAGUUUCCUCUCUUUUUUUUUCAUGUUUUGAAAGGUCUCUUCGGCAAGUUAGACGUAAAUAAAAGAAUGUAACGCCUAAGGAAUAAGAUUUAAAAGGGUAGAGAAAGAGAGAGUGAUAGUUACACGAGAGAAGAGUGUCAACAAGAGAAAGCCCUCAAGGAACCAAUACCUCUAUCUUUUCGAUCAUCAUUAUUACCACUACCACCACCAUCAUCAUCAUCAUCAUCAUCAUCAUCAUCAUCAUCAUCAUCAUUAUCAUCAUCAUCGUCAUCAUAGAAUAUCAUCAAAAGUACACCUUUGUUGAACGAUGAUCGCAACCUUGGAAGAACGUUGCUCGUAGUCGAGAUCUCUCUCUCUCUCUCUUUCUUUCUCUCUUUCUCUUUCUCUUUCUCUUUCUGUCUCGUGGGUAGCCCAGAGCAGCGCGCGUCGAGGUGGUCCGAGCGAGUCGAAGGAGAGAGGCGUGCCCCAGUGCCGUUCGAACGUCCGAUGUCUCCGCACGAGGACGCCGCGAAUACGAGGAGAGGAAGAGCCGAGAGUACGCGUGCCGUCGGCGAGCACGAGCAGGCAUCUUCUUCGUCAUCGUCAUCAGUUUUAUCGUCUUUCCCUUUGAAGACGUUCUUAAGGAGACGCUACCGGAAGACAUCAUCAUCGACUUGUUGGUCAACCUCAGAUGUCUUCUUUUCUUCGUAGCACCACCUGCCGCUCUGUGACUUCGUGUCGUUGCAUCGACAGCGGCAGGUCCACCUAUCGAUUCCCUUAUUUUCUCCCACUUCCCAUUCUUCUCCGAUUUUUUCUUAUCCCGCACGAAACAGACUCUCUUUUCCAUACGAAAGUUCAAAACGAACGUGUCGCUCGGUGGUACUGGCCCACCGCGAUCAUGUUCACCGAUAAGAAGAGAAGGAAAAUCGUUCGGUCCUCUUUACGGGAAAGUCUACUCUCUUCGCGGUAUUUUCAUCGAAUCGUUCGCGAGUGACAAACUGGUAAAAGUAAAUCAAAUACAAAACAAGAUAGGGAGAGAUAGAGAUAGAGAUAGAUAUAGAGAUAGAGAUAGAGAUAGAGAGAUAGAAAGAAAGAACGAGAGAGAGGGAGAGAGAGGAGAGAGAGAGCGAGAGAUCAAAGGUAGAAGAAUCAGAUCAAACCCAAAGACAACGGUUAAUCAUAUAUAAUAUACCGGUUGAAAGUUUUAAUCCAAAGUAUUAGAGUUCUCGGACUAUAAUAUAUGAUCAAUGGUGAUGAUCAAGGAGAAAUAAGUUAGUGUGAAAAAUAGAAGAAGAAGAAGAAGAAGAGAAAGAUCGAAGGUGACUAGGUGUUCCUCAGAUUGGAUGGUUCCACGGGGAUUAACCAUUGAGAGGUCGACUUGGGUGCAACCAGAGCCGGAACAGCAACGUUUCUACGACUCUCCGCCACCACGGAUGGACGUGAGCGUGUGCUGUUUACCCGCCAGUGCCGGCUCGGGGGCCCAGCACUCUCAUCCGGCGAGUUUGCCGUCCGGUGGACAGUCAACGAUCCAGGCACCUUAUCAGUAUGCCGAUCAGAUAGUACCGGAUCGGGGUCAACCCGACGGACUCGCGGUACUCGGCUGUACCGGACAGAAUAACUGGCAACAGAUCUCAAACUCGUCCACCGUCGCGGCUGGUGUCACUGCGACAACCACAGCGUACAUCGAUUAUUCCUGGCUGCAGAUGCAGCAGACAUCGGACCUGGAUACGUUUCUCUGCAGACAAGAUCUCGAUCGUUUGCAAAAGUUAGACGAAGAUGACGGGGAUAAGGAUACGAGAGAGUCUUCGGUACACAUGGAGGACUUCUUUGAAGUCGGUGGUCCAGUUUGCAGACCACAGGCUAGUUUCGUAUCUUCGAGGAGUCAACCAGGUGGAAACGACGACGACGUCUUUCUCAGGCCUCCUCUUUGGGAGGACAUCACGUCGAGCAUUCAAAAGCUUGACCCGGAGAACGCGGACAUGUUGGGCUCUCAAUCUCACAUUAAAAUGGAAUCCGACGACGUGACCUCUCCAGUUCUUUCACCGGUCGAAAUAAAGACGGAACCGUUGCCAGCGCCCCCGACUUUACACUUGCUCGAAGGGCCAGCGUCGAAUCAAGUACAGAGCUUUUCAAAUUCGGGACAGUCAAAUGUGUCAACGGGUGGACAACAACAGCUCGUUCAUCAUCGAACAACGACAACGACAACAACGGCGUCUUUUAAAGCUUUCCCACCGGGUAAUCCUGGAAAUGGAAAUAGUGUUGCCGGUAAUACAGGAAACGCCAAUACCAACUCUGUUGCGAACAACAAUAACGUUAAUAACAACAACGGGAAUAACAAUAACAAUAACAAUAACAACGGUAACAGCAACGACACCUCGACGAAUCAUCACGGAUCGUCUCAGGCGCUUCAGCAAGCUGGUAACGCAACGACCUCACCACUUUACGGCUCGAUGACCAGGUUGAUGUACAUCUCACCGUUAACACCUCCCAUCUCGGAUCCUGGCUCGCCCAUCGGUGGUGGCCCACCGCGACGGACACCGCCUCCGCCGUAUCCGCAACCCUCUAUUCUAAAUCCGCCCCAUCGGAUUCAACCGCCACCCAUCACAACCAAGUUUAACAGACGGAACAAUCCUGAGCUCGAAAAGCGACGUGUUCACCACUGUGAUUUCAUAGGUUGUACGAAAGUAUACACGAAGAGUUCGCACCUGAAGGCCCAUCAGCGAAUACAUACGGGGGAAAAACCGUACCAGUGUCAGUGGCCGGAAUGCGAAUGGCGAUUCGCGAGAAGCGACGAAUUAACGCGGCAUUAUCGGAAGCAUACUGGCGCGAAACCGUUCAAAUGCGCUGUCUGCGAGCGAUCGUUCGCGAGGAGCGACCAUCUCGCGUUGCACAUGAAGCGACAUCUACCGAAGCAGCAUACCAAGUGAACUACCUGCCAUGGUUACGUAGACGAACUCCUCGACGAAACGAAGAGAAUUGAAGAAGAAAAAGAAGAAAAUAUAUCGACGGUGCUUCCUCACUCGUCGAAAGAGAAGAAAAAUUCGACGACGCUACUUUAUAGAUCGUAGAAGCAACGAGUGAAAAGGAAAAACAGUCAUCGUCGAAUCGUUUCAAUCUUUUUUCUCAUCCUUAGAAUGGAUACUUUUCGAUCUCUCUUUUCGAUAUAUCGAACGAUACUUGUCGUAUCGAUAUUCGAACAAAUUCGUUACUAGAAAAAUAAAUUAUCUAUACCGGGAAAAAAAAAACAAGAACGAAUAAUUUAUAAAUGCUGACACGCAAAAUAAAUGUAUGUAUACCUGCUUUUUGAAAUCAGGUAACUUUUUUUCUCAUAUUGAUAAUGAACGAAGAUAUGCUCCGAAAAGAAAACGUUUACUCAAUUUUAAAGAGCGUCUGAUCGUUAUCGUUGUUGCAUCUGUAAGUCUAGUCUCUUGCGAAUCAUUCAGAAAGAUGAUCGAAAAACGUUGUUCUAGGAGACACGAAAGAGAGAGUACGUUCGAGUACUUACAUACCUACUCGCUUAGUAUCUCAACGAAACGAUUUAUUCCGAACGAUCGCAUGGUUAAGACGAUCACGAUCUUUACUCUCGAUGGAUUUUUUUUUCGUCGUUUCGAUUGCACCGCUUACGUAGAUAAAUUAAAGGUAAUUCGACAUCGACAGAAAUUAAAAGGAAAAUAGGAGAGAAAAAACAAGAUCGGUCGCCUUGCUUCGAGAGAAAUUCAAUUUUCAAAGGCUUGGUAUUAUAAAACUUUCGCGUUAAGAUUUCGAGAAUGCAUGAUCGCUUUGUUUUGUAUGUAUGUAUGUAUUACUACUACUACUACUACUAUUACUACUACUACAACGUUCGCAAGAGAGGCCGGACAAAAUAUUCAUUCUCGACACUUAGCUAAUCUAAAAGAUUCUCAUCGCGUGUAUAUACAUAUACACACACGUACACACAGAGACACAGACACACAGACACAACUCUACGUAUGUAUGCUCUUAUCCUCUCUUUCUCUGUCUCUCUCUCUCUCUCUUUCUCUGUCUCUCUGUCUCUCUCCCUCUCUCCCUCUCUCUCUCUCUCUCUCUCUCUCUCUCUCUCUCAUCGUAUUUAUUACAUUGUUAUACAUAGCAUGGUAUGUAAAAGAACGCUUCACCAAAAUAUGAUAUCUUUUAACAGAUAUCGAUAUUUUCCAUCGACAAUUGCGUGAGAUCGGGAACGUAAUAUUUUGCUCGGCUUUUGCUCGCUGUGGCUGGACCACAAAAAGAAAAGAAAAAAAAAAGAAAAAGGAAAGUUCCGAAUGAUUCGAAGAAUUUGAAUUUACUUGCCGCCAAAGAAGAAGAAAAAAAGAAAGAUGGUGGCUAACGGAGCUUGGCGAACAUUUUCUUCGAUUCUCGGGACGAAGCUAUCGAGAGAGUCCAACAACGUGUGGUUUACCUCGAUAUUUGUUCACCGGUUAAGGAGGUUAUGACGAAACGUAUGCCUUCGUGAUUGUACGCCGAUGGUGUGGGUGGUUGCGAGGAAAUAUUUCGUCACAGCGUUAUGUGUUCUCUCUCACAGAAAGAAAGAGAGAGAGAGAGAGAGAGAGAGAGAGAAAGAGAAAGAGAGAGAGAGCAAGAGAGAGAGAGAGAGAGGGACGAUGCAGAUAUUGCAGUACGUUCCUCUCCGUUCAAGCUUUAGCCGUAGAUAUCUCGUCUCGGAUAUCUUACUUUCCGAAUCGAAGUGUUUUACGAUCGUAAACUAGGUUAGGACAACGUGACCUAAGGUGCAAAGGGUUUCGAGAAGAGAAGCCAAAGCUUCCUUUCGCCGCGAUUAUUUGCCGACGUAAACAAUGAUUUCAACGUUAUUACGUGUGAAAUAAUCAAUGCGGAUUGUAGUCCAGAUAUUUUCCAAGCGUUUCACGUUCUAAUGUAUUACGAGUGCUAUGUUUGCGAAACGUUAUAAAAAUAAAGAAAAAAAUUUUAUAUAGCAUUUUAUUUUCACUGUAUUAUCUUCGCGAAUAUUAGUAGGAGUAAAAAAAGAAAUGGUCAAGCAAAUUCAAGAAUAAUUAAGCAAUUAGAAAAAUGUUGUAAACAUGAAACAAACAUCGUGUAUAUCCUUAUAACUAUUAAAAUCGGAAAUUGGCCUAGGCACGUUGGAACGACCAAAAGAUAAAAAAAGUCAUGCAUGUCGAUACGAAACGGCUGAUAUCCCGUGAUGCCUCAUGUACAAAUUCGUUUAGGAGGUUUUAACGAUUAUUAGAGAUUUAAGACGUCUUUUAAGGACGUAUCAAGUACGAGUAAUAAAUGGAGAGACUACCCUAUACACACGAACACAACACAACACACACGGACACGCACACACGUUCCGAAACGUAUCGGUAUAUAUCGUUUCGUAAUUCGUAUCUCUAUUAAAAUUAAAUCUACGCACUUGUGUAUGUAUACGUGUAUAAAAAGGAGCAAGAAGACAACAAAAAAAAAACAUUGCAAAUACCUAAUACCCACUGUAGUUAGUGUAAUAUUAUUUGUAUAGCGUCGCCUCGUAUUACAACGAGGAUACUAUUCCGUGUACUUUGAACCCUCCGUCAAGCCCUUUUCCUCUUCUUUAUUAAUCUAUCUCUAUAGAAUUUCUUCUAUUUUAGAACGCGAUAUCGCAAACUUCGUCUAAUAGCGAGCAGCGAGAACGUACAUUUGUGAUAACACGAAAGGACCUCGAAGAAUCGUUCGCAAAAAGAACACAAAUUUUAACGCUUUCACGUUAGAAACGACGAGGUAAAAUUUAUAUCGAUUUUCAACAUUUUUCGUAAUCGAUCCUAAACAAUCCUUUUUCUAACACAAUUUAUUUCAAGCGUAAUAAUCAACAAACUGUUUAAUAAAAUUAAUUCUACAUUCUAAUAUCCGUUGAACUAUUAGCUUUUCUUAAUACGAUACUAUAUCGCUCUCUGGUAAAUGUUAAAAAUUAAUUAAUCCACGGAUAUCUGUUGGUUAUUAUAAAAAUGUUCGAAAUUACGUCCCAGAAAAUAAUUAGAAAAAAUAAUGAAAUAAAUCGCACUAAGUCUGAUCUAUUAGAUUUUACGAUCAAUCUUAUUGGUCUUUUAUUCGUUUAUUCGAAAAUGCGUCGAUCGUUGUUGUCGCAUAAGUUGUAUCAUAAGUGUAUAUAUAGCGCGUAUUACUUCACACUACAUGUCUCAUAUGAACUAAUUAAAAGGUAAUCAAAAAUAAUCGAACAUAUACGCGCUUUAUAUCACACUAUGCGUAUUUGCGAUGGAACGUGAGAAAAAUAAAGAAAAAAAAUUAAAAUCGUCGCAAUCUAUGUAUUUAUAAUAUCUAUCUUUCUCUAUCGCAUUUCUCGUUAACCGCUCGUUAUUAUAAAGAAUCGUUAUCGAACAAAAUAUGUCUAACUUAAGCCUAUUUUACCUCAUCCAAUAUGGUAUCAACCUCUAGACCAUCUUUUAUUAUGUACUCCUCUCAUCAGGCAGACGAAUUUCACAGUCGGACUCGUUCGUCGUACCGAUCUAUUUUAAUUUUAAUAUACGAGAUAUACCUCAUGUUAUGUGAAAAGAAAAAAGAAAAUAAACGAGAGAGAAAGAGGGAGAGUGGGAGAGAGAGAGAGAGAGAAGAGUGGAAUCGAACAUUCGUGCACAUUUCCUAUUUGAUUUCCUACGGUUUGUCCAUAAUGUUUAUAAGAUGCUGUAAUUUGUGUGUCGUGUAAUUUAAAUAUACGAUGAUAUAUAUAUUAUA
This is a messenger RNA of Vespula vulgaris, 7350 nucleotides long. Its product is annotated as ras guanine nucleotide exchange factor P-like. Gene Ontology annotation, molecular function: RNA polymerase II cis-regulatory region sequence-specific DNA binding; DNA-binding transcription factor activity, RNA polymerase II-specific. The record is from RefSeq and is a predicted model, not a curated record. The coding region runs from base 1998 to 3581 and encodes 527 amino acids. Lineage: Eukaryota; Metazoa; Arthropoda; Insecta; Hymenoptera; Vespidae. The transcript has 4 exons. Gene Ontology annotation, biological process: regulation of transcription by RNA polymerase II.